Molecule: messenger RNA, 1876 nt
Organism: Dermatophagoides farinae (American house dust mite)
Lineage: Eukaryota; Metazoa; Arthropoda; Arachnida; Sarcoptiformes; Pyroglyphidae
Source: RefSeq, a predicted model, not a curated record
ACUGCAGACAAAUAUAUUCCACUCUUGGCCAUCUCAUUCUCUUUCUAGCUUCGUAUCUGUUGUGUCUGUGUGUGUGUGUGUUCCCGAAUCGUUAUUUUGCUACAAGUAGCAGAUAUUAUUAAAAUUUUUCGUAUUUAAUUAUCAAAAAUUUGAUUUGACCAUCACUGUGAACACACUCACACACACACACACACACACAAGAAAAAUGAUAUAUCACACAAAGCUAAGAAACCUAAUCUCUGCUCAUCAGUCGGUGUAUGGAAAAUUAUCACAUGAUAAUCCAAGUGAUUUACAGAAAAGUCAUCUUCGAAAAUUAUUGAGUCAAAUACAAAGAGAAAUUGAAAAAUUGGUCAGAGAGAAAAAAAAGAAAAAUUCGCACACAUUUCAAAGACAAAAAUCGAGCUCAUAUCUAAAAUUGAAAAAUGAAAAUGUUCGAUCGAAAAUUCAUCGUCGAUUACCAUUAUCGAAUCGUGUUAUAAAGAGCAAAAAUUCAAUUCGGUAUUUUAUCCGUAAAGAUGGAACCAAUAAUCGAAUCGAUGCCGAUAAAUUGUUUGAACUACGACUAUCAGCCAAUCUAAUCGAUGAUGGUGGUCAUAUUGAUGAACGAUUCCUGAUGAUUCGUAAGGAAAAUGGUUCCCUACAACAAGAUGAUCCAAAUGAAAAUGAAAAUGAAUCAAAAGAUUGCUGUAAAAAUGAUGACGUAUUGGCCGAUCAAGAUUCUGAUGAUCAUUCAUCAUCCUCUUCCACACAAUGCAAUAAUCGUGAUAAAAAACAUUGCGAUGGCCAUGGUAAAAGUAUGGAUGACAAAGAGGAUUUUAUCCGAAUGCUUGAACUUGUACAUAAGAAUGAUCUGGAAAAGAUGGCCAAUUGUAAAAAGCCAAGAAAACGACGUACAACAGCCAAUCCACAAUUUUCACAUGCAGCCAUCGAAGCUAAACGUAUUACGAAAAUGGAAAUUGCCAACGAACGUCGACAUCGGCGAAAGAUUGCCUUGGAAAAACAUCAUAACAAAUCGGGUAAACCACACAGUAACCCUAACGAUUAUUUGAGAUCGAUGAAUGUUUUCAAACAAACAAACGAAAUGUUUCCAGGCCUUUUCUGUAUAAUGACCGAUUUGAAUAUGGAACAAAAUGAUCAUUGCAAAUUAUGUUCGGAAAUUUGCCAUUUCGCUGACGAUACAAUUGUCAUAUGUCAGUCAUGUUUAUCAAUGUUUCAUGUCGUUUGUUUGGAACGACAACAUUUGAUGAGGAAUGGUCACAUGGAUUCGGAUCAAAUUCGUUGUUGCACUUGUCAUCCUUCAUCAUCAUCAUCAUCAUCAUCGAUUGCGAUUAGCGAUGAAUUGCAAAAACAAGAGAAUCUUAUGAUAAAAUUGGCCAAGAUGCGAAGACAGAUUCUAUUGUCAUCGAAUGCUAACCAUUGUUUGGAACAUAUCCUCAAGAAAAAACAAAUGAAAAAGGAAAGACUUACCGCUGAUCUGAAUGAAUUACGGCUGACCGAAGAUCGUAUGAUUAAAAUAUGCAACCGGCUUAAUGAUAUAAUUUCCAGUAUUGACAACAUUGACCACGAUAAUAAUAAGAAUAAGAAUGACGAAAUUAUAGCAAUCGAGAAUCAUUCCAUUGAUGAUGAACAAAGAGAUUCGAAUGUGGAAAUGUCCAAGUCAAGUUGCGAUAGUAUCGAUUCCAUCGAUAGAAUCCAUACAGAUUCAAUUCUUAGUAGUAAUAAUAGACAGACCGAUAGUAAUAAUGAACAAACUGUUGAAGAAUUUUCCAUCCUAUCUUUUUGUGCAUAAAAAUAUUUCCUCUUUAACACAACAAUUGCUUAUUCUCUUUUUGUUUGUUUGUUUAAUUUUUGAAUUAAAAAUUAACUAAAACACCAA